UUACUAGAUAGCGUAAAUACGAUAAUAUUGAUAUCAGUUCAGAUGUUUCAAUAAUCUAAUAACAGAACUUAUGAUAGCCAGUAAUUAUUAAUAUUGGUCAGUGUAUUUACGUUAAGAAAUUUAAUAAAAAUCUAACUAAAUUAAGAACAUUAUGUGAAGUAAAUAUUGAAAAAUGAAUGUUUUAUUAAGAUUUGCAGCCAUUUAAUUUUAAAUUUCCCAAGUAAUUUUAAAACUUGUAUAUUUAUAAAAAAAUCAUACAAUAAUAUGUCAGCAACUAUUGAUCAAACCACUGGUUCACCAUUUAACCCUGCUAAAUUACAUUCAUCUAUAAAAAUCCCGUUUCCUAAAUCAUCCAUAGAAAAUGAAUAUUUUGUGUACCAUCAAGGUGAUCUUUUCACUCAAAGUUUUUCAGCUAUUGAAGGUAUAAGACGGAUGGGUAAAUUGUGUGACGUCACUUUAAAAGUAGAAAAUAUGUCAUUUAGUGCACAUCGCAUAGUAUUAGCAGCAGCUGUUCCAUAUUUUAAUGCUAUGUUCACUCAUGAUAUGAUUGAGAGCACACAAAAAGAAAUUGUUAUGCGAGGAAUUGAUCCCGAAGCAUUAGAAACACUUAUAAAUUUUGCUUAUAGUGGCAGAAUAUCAAUUAAUGUCAAUAAUGUGCAGUCUCUUUUAAUAGGAGCAUCAUUUCUGCAACUUAAAUGGGUGCGUAAUGCUUGUGCUACAUUCAUCAAAGAAAGACUUCACCCAAACAAUGUUUUAAAAGUGCGAACAUUAGCUGACUCAUUAGGAUGUUAUAGUCUUAUAACUGAUGCUAAUCGAUAUGUGGCUCAAUAUUUUCCUGAUAUUUCAUUAUCUGAAGAUUUUCUUAGUCUAAGUAUUUCUGAAGUAAUUGACAUAGUUAAUAAAGAUGAAAUUCAAGCAUCGGAAGAACAAGUAUUUGAAGCAACAAUGAGAUGGGUAAAACAAGACGAUCAAAGACAAGAAAGUUUUCCUCAGUUAUUAGCUGCUGUAAGGUUACCUUUACUUUCUCCGCAUUAUUUAGCAGAUCGUGUUGCUACAGAAGAAUUAAUAAGAUCUUCUCAUGAAUGCCGAGAUUUACUAGAUGAAGCGAAAGAUUAUCAUUUAAUGCCUGAACGGCGAUUACUUUUACAAAGUUUUCGUACAAGACCCCGAUGUGUAAGCUAUAUCUUAGGACAUAUCUAUGCAGUUGGAGGGCUUACAAAAUCAGGCGAUUCUUUAAGUACUGUAGAAGUAUACAAUCCAUUGACUCAACGAUGGGAGAUUGCUGAAGCUAUGAGUAUUUUACGUAGUAGAGUUGGAGUAGCUGUACUAAAUAAUAAGCUUUAUGCAUUUGGUGGUUACAAUGGCAUUGAGAGAUUAUCUUCAGUUGAAGUAUUUGAUCCCAUUUCUAAAAUUUGGAAUAUUGUAUCACCAAUGCAUCGGAGACGAAGUGCACUUGGAGCAGCAGCAUUAAAUGAUAGGAUAUAUGUAUGUGGAGGCUUUGAUGGUGUUAGCUCUUUAAAUAUUGUUGAAUGUUACCAGCCUGAUUUAGACCGAUGGACAAUCAUAACACCAAUGCUAAAACAUAGAAGUGCUGGUGGUGUUGUUACAUUUGAUGGUUAUAUCUAUAUUUUAGGUGGCCACGAUGGUCUUAGUAUUUUUGAUUCAGUUGAAAGGUAUGAUACCUACACAGGACAAUGGUCAUCAGUGACACCUAUGUUGAUUAAACGUUGUAGAUUAGGUGUAGCAACUUUAAAUGGUAAACUUUAUGCGUGUGGUGGAUAUGAUGGUUCAACAUUUUUACAAACUGUUGAAGAGUAUGAUCCCCAAACUGAUAAGUGGAGGUUUAUAUCUCCAAUGAAUGUUACAAGAAGCCGUGUUGCUUUGGUAGCCAAUGCUGGUAAACUUUGGGCAAUUGGUGGCUAUGAUGGAUUUUUGAAUUUACCAACAGUUGAAGUAUAUGAUCCAAAAACUGAUUGUUGGACUUUUUCAGCCUCUAUGUGUGCACAUGAAGGUGGUGUGGGUGUAGGUGUUAUACCUAUUCAAGAACCUGAAGUUCCAUAAAAAUAAGGAUACCAAAAUAUUUAUAUUUUCGUGAUAUUAAAUAUCAUUCUUUCAUUAAAGAUACAAAAGAGUUUUGUUGAUCUUUUGAUUGAUUGACAUACAUGGGCCUCUCAUUUUUUAACAAUUGAGAUUUUUAAUGGUUGUCAGUUUCUUGUUUACCAAGACUUAAUGAGCAAAUAGUUUUUCCUGAAAUUAAAUUAAUAUUAUUUUUUAUGAAUUACAUACAAAACAAAUUACUCCAUAUAGAUUUAGAUAGAGGAAUCCCUAUCAUAUGAGACCAACUUUGAUUAAGUUAAUCUAUGUCAAUGGAAAUUCUAUUAAGGUUUGGAAUAUAAUUUGUAUCUAUUUAUAUACUUAUAAUAAUUUCAGUAAACUUUAAAAUAUUGGUUGAUUGAAUUGUUUGAUUUUUAAUUCAAUAGGAGUAUGCAUUGUAUUUCUUUCAACAAUUGGAGAAAGUUUUUAGUAGUUUUGAUUAAAAGAGAGGAUACAUAGACUAUUCCUUUUCUUGAAGUAAUCUUUAACUUAAAAUUAAAUAAUAUAAAGUCUGUAAAAAUCUUCAAUAAAUACUUUUUAGGAUUUUCUAAAAUAUUUAUCGAUUUGUAUUGCUGCUCAUUUGGUUCUUAAAGAUGUAUUAAUUUUAUAAAACUUUAUGCAAUUAAAACUCAUUGUUACAUAUUUGUUAUUUACAUUGUCUGUUUGAAGGCUAGUUUU
Molecule: messenger RNA, 2772 nt
Organism: Daktulosphaira vitifoliae (grape phylloxera)
Lineage: Eukaryota; Metazoa; Arthropoda; Insecta; Hemiptera; Phylloxeridae
Gene: KLHL18
Product: kelch-like protein 18
Exons: 10
Coding region: 265-2061 (598 amino acids)
Molecular function (GO): protein binding
Source: RefSeq, a predicted model, not a curated record